AUGGCAAAGGUGAUUUUGGCGACGGCGAGCUAUGACCACACGAUUCGAUUCUGGGAGGCACCUACGAGCAUGCCGACGCGCACCAUCCAAUACCCUGACUCACAGGUCAAUCGAAUUGCCAUCACGCCUGACAAAUGCCUUCUCGCCGCUGCUGGCAAUCCUCACGUGAUGAGCUUUGAUGGCCACACGACGAACGUGACGAGCCUUGGCUUUCAGAGGGAGGGCAAAUGGAUGUACACCGGCUCAGAGGAUGGCACCGUCAAGAUCUGGGAUCUUAGGGCUUCGGGCUGCCAGAGGGACUACGACUGCGGUGCUGCCGUGAACAGUGUCGCACUCCACCCCAACCAGGCCGAGCUCAUCUGCGGUCUUCAGAACGGUAACAUCCGCGUGUGGGACCUGGCCGAGAACAAGUGCACAGAAUACGCGCCCGAACCUGAGGUGGCCGUGCGCUCCAUUCACGUGUCGCCCGACGGCUCGCAGGUGGUGGCUGCCAACAACAAAGGCCGAUGCUACGUGUGGAAGCUUGCGCCCGACUCCAAGUUCGAACCGCUCACUCACAUUGACGCGCACAAGUCCUACAUCUUGAAAGUGCUCUACUCGCCUGACGCCAAGAUAUUGGCAACGUGCUCGGCAGACAAGACUGUCAAGCUGUGGAACACGAAGGACUACAAGUUGCUCAAGACUCUUCAGGUAGGCCACGGACGCUGGGUGUGGGAUUGCGUGUUCUCCACCGACUCUGCCUACCUCGUUACCGCGUCUUCGGACAACGAAGCGUGGUUGUGGGAGCUGUCUGCGGGCGAGACGAUUCGCCGCUACCGUGGCCACCACAAGGCCGUCUCCUGCGUUGCUCUCUCAGACAACUAA
Messenger RNA from Acanthamoeba castellanii str. Neff, 864 nucleotides. RefSeq names its product WDrepeat protein pop3, putative. The record is from RefSeq and is a predicted model, not a curated record. Gene Ontology annotation, cellular component: TORC2 complex; TORC1 complex. Gene Ontology annotation, molecular function: protein binding. The coding region runs from base 1 to 864 and encodes 287 amino acids. Gene Ontology annotation, biological process: regulation of actin cytoskeleton organization; TOR signaling. NCBI's taxonomy places the organism in Eukaryota, Discosea, Longamoebia, Acanthamoebidae. The transcript has 7 exons.